AUGGCAAUCAUGGACGCUGAAUACAUGACCCAGACAAAGGGUCCACGCAUUCUAGGGGUUUUCUGGGCGUUCUUCAGUGUAAGUGUGGUGAUGGUAUCCUUGCGGCUUUAUAUCCGAGCCCGGAUGUUAAGGAACAUUGGACUUGAUGACUAUAUCAUCGUUUUCGCCAUGAUCAUGGUCGCCAGUUAUACAAUUCUCACCACGUUGAAUGUCGUUCUGGGCUACGGGAGCCAUACACCUGUUUUGAUGGAGAGAGGCGGCAUGGACUUGGUCGAACGCAUUCUAGUCAUUAAUUAUGCCGACUUUGCACUAGGAAUCAUGUCCUUUACAACUCCAAAACUCGCAGUCGCUGCUCUCCUGAAUCGCAUCAUGAAUCCCACCCGCUUUCACCGAAUAUGGCUAUGGGUAUUGACAGGUUCGGUGUUCGUGGCGUCGAGCAUCUGUAUCAUCGUUCUCUUCACCAUGUGUGAUCCUCCCCAGGCUUUAUGGAAAAUUCGUCUCGUGUCUGAAGGGGCAAUAUGUCGUCCGACCAAGAUCCUGGUGGGCUUUGCAAUCUUCACUGGAGUUCUGUCCGCGGUGGUCGAUCUGUAUCUUGCAAUUUAUCCGACUGUGAUAUUGCUACGACUCCAAAUGUCGUUUAAGAAAAAGUUGGCCCUGUGCGCAGCUUUGGGUUUGGGCGCCGUAGCCUGUGCAAUGGCUAUUGUCAAGUGUCUACAGCUACCAGGUUUAUAUAAUAAAGAAGACUCGACAUAUGGAACAGCAGAUCUUGUUAUCUGGACGAGUGUCGAAUCAAACAUUAUCAUUAUGGCGUCCUGCAUCCCAACCCUGGGUCCGAUGUACGAAAUGAUCCGAGGCAAACGUUCCUGGAGUUCUCACGCGCGAUAUGAGAGCAGCAAGUUGCGCUCGGACACGGAUAGACCCGUAAAGAAAUCGGCAAGCAACAAUCGCGAGGACGACGAUAUCCUUAUGACCACCAAUAUUGGGGCUACGGGGAGCGGUAGCCAGGAAAGCAUCUUGAAUUCGGAUCAACUCCAAACAGAGGUCCACAUGGCCGGCAAGAUUCAUCGCACGGAUCAGGUAAAGAUUGAGUAUGGGACAAGACCUGAAGGCGACCACGAGCCACGACCUUCAUGGUAG
This is a messenger RNA of Penicillium mononematosum, 1137 nucleotides long. RefSeq lists its product as uncharacterized. The transcript has 6 exons. The coding region runs from base 1 to 1137 and encodes 378 amino acids. The record is from RefSeq and is a predicted model, not a curated record. Lineage: Eukaryota; Fungi; Ascomycota; Eurotiomycetes; Eurotiales; Aspergillaceae.